GUCCGUGAUCAAAGUGGAUUCUCCACUGGACGGUCAAGAUCUUCUCCAACAGCAAUCAACGCUCCAAAUCUAUUCAUCGUUGACUUAAAUAAUUUUCUCUCUCUCUAGAGCUCCGAAGAAGCACCGGAGAGGAGGAGAGAGCACGGGUCUAAAGAAAAACCCUGAAUUUUGCUCGUUUCUUCGAAGAGGAAGGAUAAAUUGGAGGACCUCGGAGGAGCAAGAAAACAAGCUGUGGAAUUGUGGGUUUCUCGCUAGAGAUCAGGAUGAUCUCGUUGCAGAAUAGUGUCCGAGCGUCUCGGGGUUCAUCGGUCGUGGAUCGACCGGAGGAGUCGUUCGCUGUGCAGCAGGGGAUUGCAUCAUCGUCUUUGAGUUCUCUCGCGCUCCAGGAUUUUCAUCGCGAUGAUUCUCUUGAUGAGGAUGCACGGAUUGUUCUUGCACAUCAGCUUUACCGAACUGGAAACUUUAAGCUUGCACAAGAACAUUGCAAUUCUAUAUAUGAGAGGAACCCUCUGCGGACGGAUAAUCUUCUCCUCCUGGGUGCAAUCUAUUAUCAGUUGCGGGAUUAUGAUAUGUGCAUUGCGAAAAACGAAGAAGCUCUUCGUAUCAAGCCUCGGUUUGCUGAGAGUUAUGGAAAUAUGGCAAAUGCUUAUAGGGAAAAGGGUGAUUAUGACCUUGCAAUACAUUACUAUAUGAUUGCUAUUGAGCUUCAACCAAACUUUGCUGAGGCAUGGUCAAAUCUGGCUGGUGCAUACUUGAGGAAGGGAAGACUGAACGAGGCAUCCCAGUGUUCCCGUCAAGCUCUUACUUUAAAUCCUCUCCUGGCUGAUGCUCAUAAUAGCCUUGGAAAUUGUUUGAAGGCACAAGGAUUGAUCCAAGAGGCAUAUAAUUGCUAUAUUGAGGCUCUUAGGGUUCAACCCACUUGUGCUCUUGCUUGGUCAAAUCUUGCUGUUAUGUUCAUGGAUGCGGGGGAUCUCAACAGAGCGCUCCAAUAUUUCAAGGAAGCUGUGAGACUUAAACCUCUUUUUCAUGAUGCCUAUUUUAACAUGGGACAUGUGUAUAAGGCCCUGGGAAUGUCUCAAGAGGCUAUAAUCUGUUAUCAACGAGUUAUUCAAGCCCGUCCCAACUCUACAUUGGCAUAUUCUUACUUGGCCAACCUAUAUUAUGAGCAAGGUCAACUAGAUUUGGCCGUACUCCAUUACAAACAAGCCAUUGUGCGUAACCCGGGAUAUGUUGAGAGUUACAAUAACUUGGGCAAUGCGUUGAAGGAUGGAGGACGAGUUGAUGAAGCAAUUCAAUGCUAUAAUCAAUGCCUUGCAUUGCAACCCACCCACCCACAAGCACUUACCAACCUUGGGAACAUAUACAUGGAAUGGAAUAUGACUGGUGUUGCGGCUUCGUACUAUAAGGCUACCUUGGCAGUAACUACAGGGCUGUCGGCUCCAUUCAAUAACCUUGCUAUGAUCUAUAAGCAACAGGGAAAUUAUGCUGAUGCCAUAUCAUGUUACAAUGAAGUCCUUCGUAUAGAUCCCUUAGCAGCUGAUGGGCUUGUAAACAGGGGUAAUACUUACAAAGAAAUUGGUAGAGUGAGUGAAGCGAUCCAAGAUUACAUCCGUGCUAUAAAUGUCCGCCCUGCAAUGGCUGAAGCACAUGCAAACUUGGCUUCAGCAUACAAGGACAGUGGACUUGUUGAGGCUGCAGUAAAGAGCUACAGGCAGGCUUUGUUACUUAGACCAGACUUUCCAGAAGCUACCUGUAACCUUCUACACACCCUACAGUGCGUCUGCAGUUGGGAGGAUCGAGACAAGAUGUUUGCUGAAGUUGAAGGGAUCAUAAAAAGGCAGAUCAGUAUGUCACUUCUUCCUAGUGUGCAGCCGUUCCAUGCUAUAGCAUAUCCAAUUGAUCCAAUGCUUGCACUAGAAAUUAGCCGCAAAUAUGCUGCACAUUGCUCCAUUGUUGCAUCCCGGUUUGGACUCCCUCCUUUCAAUCAUCCCACACCAAUCCCUGUUAAGCGUGCUGGAGGAUUUGAAAGACUGAGGGUCGGGUAUGUAAGCAGCGAUUUUGGUAAUCAUCCUCUCUCACAUCUUAUGGGGUCGGUGUUUGGCAUGCAUACCCGGGAUAAUGUUGAGGUGUUCUGUUAUGCGUUGAGUCCGAAUGAUGGCUCUGAAUGGAGACAGCGUAUUCAAUCUGAAGCUGAGCAUUUUGUGGAUGUCUCUGCCAUGCCAUCUGACAUGAUAGCUAAAUUGAUAAACGAGGAUAAAAUACAGAUCCUUAUUAACCUUAACGGUUAUACCAAGGGUGCUAGGAAUGAAAUAUUUGCUAUGCAACCAGCACCUAUCCAAGUAUCUUACAUGGGGUUCCCAGGAACGACAGGGGCUACCUACAUAGAUUACCUGGUUACUGAUGAGUUUGUGUCUCCUCUGCGCUAUGCUCAUAUUUAUUCUGAGAAGCUUGUGCAUCUCCCUCAUUGCUACUUUGUGAAUGACUACAAACAGAAAAAUAGGGAUGUUCUGGAUCCAAAUUGCCAGCCUAAGCGUUCCGAUUAUGGCCUUCCUGAGGAUAAAUUUAUCUUUGCAUGCUUCAACCAGUUGUACAAAAUGGACCCAGAAAUCUUCACUGCUUGGUGCAACAUUCUCAAACGUGUACCCAACAGUGCACUUUGGCUCCUCCGUUUCCCCGCUGCCGGAGAGAUGAGGCUACGAGCAUAUGCGGCCGCACAAGGGGUGCAACCAGACCAAAUUAUUUUCACAGAUGUUGCUAUGAAGCAAGAACACAUUAGACGCAGUGUUCUGGCAGAUUUGUUCCUUGACUCGCCACUGUGCAACGGUCAUACGACGGGCACAGAUGUACUAUGGGCUGGUUUGCCGGUGGUAACACUCCCUCUUGAGAAAAUGGCUACCAGAGUCGCCGGGUCACUAUGCCUUGCCACUGGUCUCGGUGACGAGAUGAUUGUCAAUAGCAUAAAGGAAUACGAAGAAAGGGCUGUAUCUUUGGCGUUAAACAGGACAAAGCUUCAGGCUCUGACAAAUAAACUGAAAGAAGUUCGAUUGACUUGCCCUCUAUUUGACACCGAGCGUUGGGUGAGGAACUUGGAAAGGUCGUACUUCAAAAUGUGGAAUCUGCAUUGCUCUGGGCAGCAACCCCAGCACUUUAAAGUAGCAGAGGAUGACGUAGAAUUUCCUGAUGACAAAUAAGCGAUGGAAAUGAGGCGGGAUCUGUAGAUUAAAAAAAUGAAAGGAGAAUGAAACAGAUAUGAACAAUUCGGGUAGUGUUGAUUGUGGUUCAGAUGAAGCAUGUGACAUGUCCUAUAGACUUGUCAUGCGGAUGGAUGAAAUCUCUACCCUUAUCUCUGUGUUUGUACCCUGACCGAGACCAUGAAUGUGGGUUCAACAAAUGAGAAUCUGCUAGUGCGUGUGGUGUUUUAUUUGAGGUCUGAACCCAGUUAGGGCUUCUUCAAAUUCGACCGAAUCUCGAGAAACCAAGUUGUUAUCCAGUUAGUUGUACUUGAGAGUUCUCUGGUCGUGUAAUGUCAAGCAUGGAUACAUAUACUCUGGAGAAGAAUGUAUUUCAUGAUGAGGCGAAGGAUUUUAGCCUCCCGGGUAGGUUCAUGCUCUGAUUGUUUGAAACUGUGAGGCCUUGUGAUGGUUCAACAUCGACCCUUUAUAGAGGUUGGGAGGUUCACA
Molecule: messenger RNA, 3680 nt
Organism: Tarenaya hassleriana
Lineage: Eukaryota; Viridiplantae; Streptophyta; Magnoliopsida; Brassicales; Cleomaceae
Product: probable UDP-N-acetylglucosamine--peptide N-acetylglucosaminyltransferase SEC
Exons: 28
Coding region: 264-3191 (975 amino acids)
Biological process (GO): protein O-linked glycosylation
Molecular function (GO): protein binding; protein N-acetylglucosaminyltransferase activity
Source: RefSeq, a predicted model, not a curated record